AAUCUUCGAGGGCCCACCUCAAGGUGGUGACCACGUCGUGCAACGCUGCUGAGCCUCUCGUGUUCGUGCAACGCUGCUGCGUCGUCUUCUCCGCGGCUCCACCCCCUCUUCCACUCCCCUCCGCUCUGCUUCGCCCGAUUCAGCUCAGCCAACAGCCCAAAGGCCGGAGGGGGAGAAGCAAGCAAGGGACGCGCAGCGGGAAGGAAGCCUGCCAAGGGCGUUCCUCUGCUCGAACCCAGCCAAGGGCACCGCAGACUGCUCCGCUCGAGCCCAUCCAUGGCCAUGACCAUGAGGCACAGGGCGCGCUCCUCCCCCACCUCCCCGCUCACCCCGUCAUCCAGCAUCAGAACAAAAAAGAUACUUGGUUUCUCUGUAUCUCUCAUCCUCAUCAACCUGGCUUCGAUUAUGGAGCGUGCUGAUGAGAAUCUCCUUCCAGCAGUUUACAAGGAAGUCAGUGCAGCCUUCAAUGCUGGUCCUACUGAUCUGGGAUACCUCACGUUUCUAAUGAACUUUCUGAAGUCAAUAGCAUCUCCCUUGGCAGGUAUCCUUGCUCUUCACUAUGAUCGGCCAACAGUGCUUGCAAUAGGGACUGUCUUUUGGGCCUUAUCAACAGGCGCUGUCGGUGUUAGCCAGCAUUUUCGGCAGGUUGCAUUCUGGAGAGCUGUAAAUGGCUUUGGGCUUGCCAUUGUAAUACCAGCGCUUCAGUCGUUCAUUGCUGAUAGCUACAAAGAUGGUACACGUGGCGCAGGAUUUGGUUUGCUAAGCCUCAUCGGUGCUGUGGGCGGUAUAGGUGGUAGUAUCUUGGCAACUAUCAUGGCUGGGAAGGACUAUUGGGGAUUCCCAGGAUGGCGCGUUGCAUUUAUGAUGGUUGCACUUGUCAGCUUGAUAAUUGGAAUUCUUGUGUACUUAUAUGCAACUGAUCCUAGAAGGAUCCCCGGCAAUCAUCUUCUUGAUGAUGACGACUACGAGAGGUUGCAUUUGUCCAUCAAAGAUGUUCUUCCUACGCCUUCUAUCUGGAGGGAUUCUUGGGUGGCAACGAGAUCUGUUAUGAAAGUGAAGACAUUUCAGAUCAUUGUCCUGCAAGGGAUAAUUGGUUCAUUACCGUGGACUGCCAUUGUUUUCUUCACAAUGUGGUUUGAGCUCAUUGGUUUCGACAACAGCAGCUCGGCAGCACUGAACUGCCUAUUCGCCAUCGGGUGUGCUACUGGAGCAUUUCUUGGUGGGGUGAUAGCAGACCACCUGUCACUGCACUUCCCAGAUUCCGCACGAGUCAUGUGUGCCCAGUUCAGUGCCUUCAUGGGCAUCCCGUUCUCGUGGAUCCUCCUCACAGUCAUCCCCCAGUCAGUUGAUUACUGGUAUGCCUUUGCUGUUACCCUCUUCUUCAUGGGCCUCACGAUAAGCUGGUGCGCUACCUCGGCGAACAACCCCAUGUUUGCAGAGGUAGUCCCUCCCAAGCACCGCACCAUGAUCUACGCCUUUGACCGUGCGUUUGAGGGCUCAUUUGCAUCUCUUGCCGCCCCUGCUGUUGGCCUGGUCACCGAGAAGAUAUAUGGCUAUGAUGCCAAGACUGUGAACCUUGCGAACGGAUCGGCAGAAGGGGCGUAUGCUCUGUCCAGAGGGCUGCUGACCAUGAUGAUAGUGCCAUUUGGUGUCUGUGUCCUGUUCUACAGCCCCUUGUACCUUGUGUUCAAGCGCGACAGAGAGAAUGCAAAAUUGGCCAGCUUCAAGGAGCAGGAGCUAGUAUGAUGAUGUGAAGAUACUGCCUGUGGUCAGUAUUCAGCGCCUCUCGCCAUGCUGUCUCCAGUUUUUGACUGAAAUUCUGGAUUGGUGCCACGGAAACAGUGGGAGACAAGGUUUCUUCAGGCUGAUUUGAAGACGAAGACUGGCUUUUUUUUUGUGCCCAUUUCGCAUCCGACCACCCAUUGUUUUCAGUGGCUACAAUGUGACGAGUGAUUGUGGAGGGGAAGCGAAAAUUUUCUCUGUAACUCUUAGCAGAUAAUUGCAGCUACCAUGCACACUUGUGCUGACCAGCCUUUUUUGUUUUUUAGGCUGCAAACCUGAACCAUGGAGAUGAUCUAAUUUAUGGUGAUAUGACUUGUAGGUGGCUUACUAGUUAAACUAAAUGUUUCAUUGAUCAACGAGAUCAGUUUGGUUUUCAUACUC
Molecule: messenger RNA, 2163 nt
Organism: Phragmites australis (common reed)
Lineage: Eukaryota; Viridiplantae; Streptophyta; Magnoliopsida; Poales; Poaceae
Exons: 4
Coding region: 277-1746 (489 amino acids)
Biological process (GO): transmembrane transport
Cellular component (GO): membrane
Molecular function (GO): transmembrane transporter activity
Source: RefSeq, a predicted model, not a curated record